Molecule: messenger RNA, 780 nt
Organism: Dipodomys ordii (Ord's kangaroo rat)
Lineage: Eukaryota; Metazoa; Chordata; Mammalia; Rodentia; Heteromyidae
Product: segment polarity protein dishevelled homolog DVL-1-like
Exons: 3
Biological process (GO): canonical Wnt signaling pathway; intracellular signal transduction
Cellular component (GO): cytosol
Molecular function (GO): frizzled binding
Source: RefSeq, a predicted model, not a curated record
GCUGUGUCCAGCACCGCCUCUGCAUGCCGGCUGCUCACCUGGUGUUUGGGGUGGGGAUGUCUCACAGAGUUGGAAGACACGCCGCUGACCGUGAAGAGUGACAUGAGUGCCAUAGUGCGAGUCAUGCAGUUGCCUGACUCAGGACUGGAGAUUCGUGAUCGCAUGUGGCUCAAGAUCACCAUCGCUAAUGCCGUGAUUGGGGCAGACGUGGUGGACUGGCUGUACACACACGUGGAGGGCUUCAAGGAGCGGCGGGAGGCCAGGAAGUACGCCAGCAGCAUGCUGAAGCAUGGCUUCCUGCGGCACACGGUCAACAAGAUCACCUUCUCCGAGCAGUGCUACUAUGUCUUCGGGGACCUGUGCAGCAAUCUGGCAGCCCUGAACCUCAACAGUGGCUCCAGUGGAGCCUCAGAUCAGGACACCCUGGCCCCGUUGCCCCACCCGUCUGCGCCCUGGCCCCUAGGUCAGGGCUACCCCUACCAGUACCCAGGGCCCCCGCCCUGCUUCCCACCCGCCUACCAGGACCCUGGCUUCAGCUAUGGCAGCGGCAGCGCCGGAAGUCAGCAGAGUGAAGGUGAGCAUCUCACCAGCUCUGCUCAGCCCCCGCUCCCGGCUCUGCUGCCUUGCUGUCGCCCCCUGUGCUCUCGCUGUGUGCUUGGGCCCUGUGCUUGGGCCCUGCGUGGCUCCCUCCAGAGGGCAGAGGUUGAGGCAGGCAGGAGUGGAUUGGUGGGGAGAGCCUCAGCGGAAAGGGAGGCUGGGCGGGGCAGGCGCACAGGAUGA